GUUACAGAAAACAGAUCCGACCUUGAAGAUCUGGAGCUUUAUGCAACUCCUCGGGAGCAACGGUUUCGCAGGUUUGCCAGUUUAGAAUUUGAAGGACAGCUAUAUAUGACUCCAUACGACUUCAUUCAGGCUGUCACAAGUGAUGAGCCCAAACGUACUAAAAAGUGGCGAUCCCUUUCAAAGCAGGAGCUGAAUCAGAUCCUCAUGGAGACACCACCAGUUUGGAAAGGAUCAUCCAAACUUUUUCGUAAUCUUAAUGAGAAAGGUGUGAUAUCUUACACAGAAUAUUUAUUCCUCUUAUGUAUUUUAACAAAGCCACAUGCAGGCUUUAGAAUUGCUUUCAACAUGUUUGAUACUGAUGGCAAUGAGAUGGUGGACAAAAAGGAAUUCUUAGUGCUACAAGAAAUUUUCAGGAAAAAAAAUGAGAAGAGAGAAAGGAAAGGAGAUGAAAUAAAACGUGCAAUGCUGCGUCUUCAGCUGUAUGGAUAUCAUACUUCUACUAACAGUGUCCUUAAAACAGAAGGCGAGGACCUUGUUCCCAGAAGCUAUUGGGAUACUUUGAGACGUAGCACAAGCCAAGCACUCUUUUCGGACCUUGCGGAGCGUGCUGAUGAUAUUUCAAGUUCAUUGUCAGAUACUACACUGCUUGUACACUUUUUUGGCAAGAAAGGAAAAGCUGAACUGAACUUUGAAGAUUUUUAUAGAUUUAUGGAUAACCUACAGACUGAAGUUCUAGAGAUAGAAUUCCUUUCCUACUCUAACGGGAUGAACACCAUUAGUGAGGAAGACUUUGCCCAUAUUCUUUUGAGGUAUACAAAUGUGGAAAAUACAUCAAGUUACCUGGAAAACAUGCGCUGCAGGAUUCCUGAAGAGAAGGGUAUCACAUUUGACGAGUUUAGAUCAUUUUUCCAAUUCUUGAACAACCUAGAAGACUUUACAAUUGCAAUGCAAAUGUAUAAUUUUGCAAGUCGUUCCAUAGGUCAGGAUGAAUUCAAACGUGCUGUGUAUGUAGCCACAGGUGUGAAGCUUUCGCCACAUUUGGUGAACACGGUGUUCAAGAUUUUUGAUGUUGACAGAGAUGACCAGUUGAGUUACAAAGAAUUUAUUGGCAUUAUGAAAGACAGACUCAAUCGAGGGUUUAGGGGCUACAAACCUAUACAGAGGUAUACUACUUUCAAAUCCUGCGUGAGGAAGGAACUCUAUAGCAGAUAAAUGACGGAGACUCCAAAAUAUGGUUGGAAGGAAUAUUACUCUUGUGUGAUGACUGUAACCAGCGAACACCUCAGAGAUCUGUGGAAGCAGUUUCGGAGGCGAGAUAUGCUGAGAUAAAGGAAGAAAGAAGGAUUAUCUACACUGGCUAGAACUAUUUAUCUCUGUGAAUUCCUAAUGAAGAACAAACCCAGGUGAACUGUCAAUCUUACAGCUGCAGUAGAAAACACAGGACUUCUUUUCCACUUAGUGUAGUGAUCAUCAACUCUUACAACUGCUUUUCAGUAUGUAUUUUAUUUAAAUGAUGAACUAACCAUCACCCGAUCGGCAAAAAUCUUUUUCUUAAGAACACGUUUUGAAUAUUUUUUAUUAUUUUGAGAUAAAUUUGCAAGUUAAAAGAAAAUAAAAACAAGUUUGACACCUGGGUAGGCAAAUGUUGUGGCAUUGAAGAGAAACUGCAGCAGCUUAGACUGUGAAUUUUCUUUCAGAAGAGCGCUAUUAAAAGUUUGUGCAAAAUUGGCAAUGAGAAUGCAUUAAGUAGCAUAACAGCUAUGUACGAGUUGAAUGGACAAAUUAAGCUCUCAGAAGCUAUUACUUUAAAAAGAGUAAAGCUGUUACGGUUAUAAUGUGAAUGAUAGGUAUUUACCUAGGGAAGGUACUGUAUGGACUCUAAUGUUCAGAUUCUCCAAGUCUUACUAUUAUGUUUAGUAACUUAUCCUUUUAAAAAAAUAGUGUAGCUUUUAAGAUGUCUUAUGAGCAGUAUGUCAAA
Nestor notabilis (Kea) is the source of this 1978-nucleotide messenger RNA. It is a transcript of the gene MICU3, whose product is annotated as mitochondrial calcium uptake family, member 3. The annotation marks the transcript as partial. The transcript is spliced from 14 exons. Gene Ontology annotation, biological process: calcium import into the mitochondrion; mitochondrial calcium ion homeostasis. Gene Ontology annotation, molecular function: calcium ion binding. Lineage: Eukaryota; Metazoa; Chordata; Aves; Psittaciformes; Psittacidae. The record is from RefSeq and is a predicted model, not a curated record. Gene Ontology annotation, cellular component: uniplex complex.